Messenger RNA from Paramecium sonneborni, 3116 nucleotides. NCBI's taxonomy places the organism in Eukaryota, Ciliophora, Oligohymenophorea, Peniculida, Parameciidae. The record is from the annotation of a GenBank genome assembly.
AUGCAUUUGGAAUCUCCUGAAUUCAAUAGAGAAUUGGAUCAAGAGCUAUAAGCAGAAUAGCACGAAGACUUUGAGUAAUAAUAUUUAGGUUUUUGUUUACGUACAUCUAAGAGAGAAACAUCUAUUAACUGCCCACAUUUAUAUAGCUAAACAUAAAGUAUAAAGAGUAUAGAAGGGUAUAAUGAUUUAAAUGGUUAGAAGAUGGAGAAUAUUACAUUGAAAAGCAUUCAGCAAAAUACUCCUGAGACAAAUAGAACUCUUAUAAAUACACCUACAAAUAAUAAACAACAUUAAACUGGUUCAAGUAUGAUGGCAUUCUUUUUGAUAAAAAGAUUUUUGGAGAAACUUUAGAUAAAGAGAAAAAUAAUAGAGACAUUAAAUUAAACUCAUUUGAAUUUGAUUGGUGAUAAAGCAGCAGAUAGUAAUGUAGUUUUGCAAUACACUAAGUCUAUAUAAAGAGCAGGAUUUACAUUAAAAGCAAUGAAAAAGUUAUUGAAGAUGUAAUCAUCUUUAGAGGAGAGCAGAAUGGAAACAGUAAAGCAAUACUACUAAAAUAUAAAAAAACAGGCAAUAAAAUUCUUAUAAAACUUAAUUGAUAAAAUUCCAUUAAUAUAAUCAGAAUCAUUAUUUAAGAUGUAGUGGGAUUUAUUUGCUGUAGUUUUUAGAAUAAUAUUAGUAUUUUUAAUACCAUUAGAAGUAGCAUUUUAAACAUAAAUAAUGUUUGAUAAGAAUAUUAUAUUAAGUAUAAUAAUAAUAGUUAUUCUAAUAAUGGAUUUUUUAAUAAGAAUAAAUACAUAAUAAUAUUUAAAUGGAUAAGCUAUAAAAGAUAGAUGGAGAUUGAUUGUUUAUUAGGCUAAGAAAUCUAUGUUUAUAGAUUUUUUAUCAAUAAUAAUAUUAAUAAUAUUUAUAUCAAUAGAACCAUAAGAUUAAUAUUAUAAGUUAUUCACAUUAUUUACUCUAACAUAAUAUUCAUAUGUUUAUGAAAUAUUAUCAAAAAGUGAAUAAUUAUCAUAUUUUACAAGACCUUAAAGAGGAAUAUUGGGAUUAUUAAAGUUUGCAGCCACUUUAUUUUAUAUUUUACAUUUAUUUAGUUGUGUAUGGUUUUGGAUAUCAAGUUUAGAAAUAGAGGAUUCUUGGAUAUAAUUUAAAGAGUUAGGUGAUAAAUCUUGGCAAUUAUAAUAUUUAGAGGCUUUAUACUUUGCAAUAGUAACAAUGUUGACCAUAGGUUAUGGUGAUAAUGUACCAAAAAAUCCAAGUGAAAAAAUAGUAACUAUAAUAUUUAUUCUUGGUGCUUGUUUAUGGUUUUCAUAUAGUGUUAAUUUUAUUGGAGGUAUUAUGAAUGACAUUACUUAAAAUUAAGUAGAAAGAAAUUAAAAAAUGAGAGUAAUCAAUAAAUACAUGAGUAAACGAAACAUUCCGUUUGCUUUAUAACACUAGUAAGAAUAUAAUGUUUAUUCUCAGAAUUAAAGAGUAUUUAACUUAUAGAUGGAAAGAAGAUGAUGAAGUAGACCUAGAUAUAGAAUAAGCCUUGUUGAGUUAAUUAUCUGAUGAAUUAAAAGAAGAAUUAGAUAAAUAGGCUCAUAAAGUAUUUAUUGAAAAAUCUAUACUUCUUCAAUAAUUCUUUAGUUAAGAAUUUAGAAAUGCUCUAUUUAAAAGUAUUAAAAGAAAAAGUAAUAUAAAUUUAAUAUUUUUAAGUUAUUCCACCUGAGAAUACAUUUUAAAUCGAUUUUAAUGGUCAACAUCAUUUGUGCUUUAUUGAAUAAGGACACUUAUUAUAUUAACAUAAAGAUUCAAAAUAAAGAUCUAAAAUGAAUACUAUAAUUAAUUUAGGAGAAUUCCUUUGUGUUAAAGAAUUCAUUAAUGAAGAUCCAGAAAUGGAAUUAUUUAAAGCUGUUGGAUAUGUCAGUCUUUUGGUUUUAUCAAAAUAAGAUUUCCUUUAAACUAUCAAGGAUUUUCCAGAAGAUUUUUAAAAAUAUUGUUAAUUAAAAGAUUCCAUUAUUCUAAAUAUUGAUUCAACUGUUUUAAAUAAGAGUGUUUAUUGUCCUGCUUGUUAACAUUUUGAACAUUCUUUAGCAUAAUGUCCUUAUAUUCAACUUAAAUCAAAUAGAGAAGUUGUCAUUAAAAAACAUUAAAGUUCUAAAAAUUAAUAAAGAGCUCCAUUUUCAAGAAGAACAAAUAAAAAUUUAUUUUUAGCUUUAUCAGAGAAAGAAUUAGUGACUGAGUUCGCUAAAGUUUUUGUUAGUGCUAAUCAACCAAAAAUAAAUUAAUAAUUAAAAAUAUACCUUUAUUAAGAAUCUGAUAUUCUAGAAUCUAAUUCUGUUGAACCUACUAAUUCUUUUGACUUUAUAAAAGCUACUCCUAAUAUUUAAUAAGUACAUCCUCCUCCAUAAUCUGUUUAAUGUGCUGAUUUACUAAGUAGUAUUAGAAUUUAAAAGAAUUUAAUAAGGGAAACGGAUAUUGAUCUUAAGGGAGAAUUAAGAUAAUAAUUAAAUUAAGGUAGAAUUAUUAGAAAAAUGACUAUCCAUCCAUAAAAUAAAUAAAUUAAAAAGAGUACUACUACUACAUUUACUGUUAGACAUAUUUAAGAUGAAGAUAUGGAAGAAUAACAUAUGGCCUUAGAAUUCUAAAAUUUAUAAAAUGAAAAUAUUAUACUUCUUUAUAAUAAAUUGAUAAAACAAGAUUAAGAGGAAUCUAUUGUUAAAAAUGCAUUAAGUUAAAUUGAACCUCUAUUUUGGAGAUUAAAUGAAAAUAGUAUAGAGAACUUUGAAGUUUUAAAAAAUUAUGAUUAUUAUUAUAGUCAUCAUAAUGUUCAAUAAAUAAUUGAUAUAGCCAAUAAGAAUAUUCACACUUGGCAAAAAGAUAUAAUAGAUAGAUUAUCUAAAUUCAUGUUUUUCCCCUUUAAUUAUAUACUGAAAUAUCUAAAAUUAAGACGUAAUAGAAUGAAUGAAGCAAUAAUAGAAAAAAACAAGUUUAAAAAAAUAAAAAAUAAAAUGAGAAUGAUAUAAUUAAGAAACAAUUUAUAAUUAAAGAAAAUGUCAACAUCUUCAAAUAAGAAUAUAAGAUUUAGCUAAAUAUUACCCUCAUAGUUUCCUUCAUAAGAUUCAAUAAUUGCUUGA